Messenger RNA from Aspergillus pseudotamarii, 682 nucleotides. Its product is annotated as putative oligosaccharyl transferase subunit Dad1. Lineage: Eukaryota; Fungi; Ascomycota; Eurotiomycetes; Eurotiales; Aspergillaceae. Gene Ontology annotation, cellular component: membrane; oligosaccharyltransferase complex. Gene Ontology annotation, biological process: protein N-linked glycosylation. The transcript has 3 exons. Bases 65 to 532 code for a protein of 155 amino acids. The record is from RefSeq and is a predicted model, not a curated record.
AGCGACCCCCAGCAACACCAUCAAUUGACUUCUCGCGAGAAACAUACACACCACCACCGCCGCCAUGCCUGCGAAACGCACCACCGCCGCUACGGCGACCCCCACCGCGCCCAAAUCCCUCUCCUCCGGCCCCAAGACCCUCACGGCCAACUCCUCCGUCUCCGACAUCAUCCACACCGUCUGGCAGCAGUACCUGGCGACCACGCCGCAACGAACAAUGCUCCUGGAUGUCUUCAUGGCAUUCCUGGUUCUUGUCGGCGGUAUUCAGUUCGUCUACUGUGUUGUCGCGGGCAACUAUCCCUUCAAUGCCUUCCUGAGCGGCUUCUGUGCUGCUGUCGGUCAAUUCGUCCUCACGGCUAGCUUGCGUAUGCAGACGAGUUCUUCUCCUUCCCAGGGUUCCGGUAAGACGACCGCGAAGGGGAAAGAUGGGAAAAGUGCCGAUACGGAUGGGGUUUCGCAUGAGAGGGCGUUUGCGGAUUAUAUCUUUGGGAGUUUGAUCUUGCAUUUCUUCUGUAUUAACUUUAUUAACUGAUUGAGUUUUUUUUAUGGGCUUUUGUUUAUGUGAUGGUCGGUGGCUGGUUCGUUGGGAGGGGGGGAUUUAGUUUAGUUUCCCUGGUGGAUUCUUUGUGUCUAUUAUAGUUUGUUACCUAGGGUUAGAUGGUGAAUUGAUGCGGUUGGUUCC